Portunus trituberculatus (swimming crab) is the source of this 1221-nucleotide messenger RNA. RefSeq lists its product as uncharacterized. The coding region runs from base 469 to 1170 and encodes 233 amino acids. The record is from RefSeq and is a predicted model, not a curated record. The transcript is spliced from 3 exons. NCBI's taxonomy places the organism in Eukaryota, Metazoa, Arthropoda, Malacostraca, Decapoda, Portunidae.
GCGGACAAGGCGAUUGCCUAGGGCCCCCAAGCCACCAGGGCCCCCUGGGUAGCUUGGAAAAUUAAAAUUUCCUAAGUCACCCAGGGCUCCAACGAAAAAUUGAAAUCUAGGGCCCCCCCAAACAUCAUCUUGCCCUCACAAAGCUAGAAACGGCCCUGUUAUGAGAGGCAAUCAUGUAGAUACCACGAGUUUCAUAAAUCUUCCGGCUGACGAGUAACAACUGAAUAUUUAGUUUCGUCAUGUUUUACAAGGCUGCAUAAGGUAUUUUCACACGAGUCUGUUAUCAAAUUGUGAAGGUGACUUAUCAGUAAUGAUAACUACAUUAUGUGAGCUGCACUUCUUACGGGAACCUUCUUAUCAGAAAUUACACUGUCUUAUCUAUGAAAUUACGAGACACCUGUAGCAGUUGUGCUUACACAUACUUCCUCCUGCAACAGUCACAGAUCUCGCAUUGGUCAGAAGUUAAGAAUGGCAGUAAUGGUCUUGAAAGGCUGGUUGCUGUUGGCCGUUGUGGUGAUGGUGGUGGUACAGGUUGAUGUGGCGAAGGCUGCUGCGAUUCCCUGGAAGUUCCCAUCCUAUGGAACCAAGGGACAGGGACCUCCAAUAAAUGUCGGCGUUCCACACGAGAAUUUAGACCCCGCCGUUCGGUGCAUCCUUUGCCCGACCUGCCCACCGUGUCACAUGAUGGGCCCUGAUGGAAAAUGCCGGCCAAUCUUUGGCUGCAAGAUUUCGAAGUACGGUGCUGGAGCCUCAUGGAAUCUUGGAAAUAUUGACAUUCGCCUUCCGAACAAGGAGAUUGACAGUCUAAUCCCCUUGUUUCCGAACAAGAAGGUUAAUUCAACCGUCUUGAUUCCGAACAAGAAGGUUAAUUCAACCUUCUUGCUUCCGAACAAGAAGGUCAAUUCAACCUCCUUGCUUCCGAACAAGAAGGUUAAUUCAACCUCCUUGCUUCCAAACAAGAAGGUUAAUUCAACCUCCUUGCUUCCAAACAAGAAGGUUAAUUCAACCUCCUUGCAUCUGAACAAGAAGGUUAAUUCAACCUCCUUGCUUCCAAACAAGAAGGUUAAUUCAACCUCCUUGCAUCUGAACAAGAAGGUUAAUUCAACCUCCUUGCUUCCAAACAAGAAGGUUAAUUCAGUCCCCUUGCUUCUGAAAGACGAGGAUUACUAAAACAGGAACUGGACUUUCUUUUUUAAUUCAUAAAGAAACUGUGAUUUGGAA